This is a messenger RNA of Arthroderma uncinatum, 984 nucleotides long. RefSeq lists its product as uncharacterized. The transcript has 5 exons. The coding region runs from base 1 to 984 and encodes 327 amino acids. Lineage: Eukaryota; Fungi; Ascomycota; Eurotiomycetes; Onygenales; Arthrodermataceae. The record is from RefSeq and is a predicted model, not a curated record.
AUGAAUACAGCUAUAUUCGACGACAAGUCGGAGCACUGCAUCCCUUUUCUUCUUGGGCUGCUGGAAGGCCACAGAUUAAAACAUGGAGACGGCCACAAUGCACCGCCGUUCUUCGUGGGGUUGAACGGCAUCCAGGGCGCGGGGAAGACGGUUCUGGUUUCAACUCUCCAGUCUACUCUCUCGGCUGCACCGUACAACCUGCCCACCAUAGCCUUCUCGCUCGAUGACAUAUACCUAACGCACGCUGAUCAACAGCAACUUGCAGCCUCCCAUCCAUCUAACCCCCUUCUCCAGCAUCGUGGUCAGCCAUCCACUCACGACAUAGCGCUGGGGAGCAGAAUUUUUGACUCCCUUCGCCGAAAUCAACCAGUCAAAAUCCCUUCCUAUGAUAAGUCUGCCUUCAGUGGCCAAGGCGACCGUGCACCAGAGGAUAUGUGGGAGGUUGCAAACGAUACGCAUAAUGGACAGUCUCUGGUUAAAGUCGUUAUAUUCGAAGGUUGGUGUGUUGGGUUCCGCGCAAGGCCCGAUGCAGAGAUUCGAGCAGACUGGGAAGACGCUGUGAGAAGGGAGAGUGAUGGUGACUAUGACGGACAGCUUGGUCAUGUCAAAUUGGAAGAUAUCAUGGCUAUUAAUAAUGCAUUGAGCAAGUAUGAUGCUUUCACCAAUCAACUCGAUGCCUUUAUACACAUUGACGCUGAAAAUACACAUGAUGUAUACUAUUGGAGGCAGCAGCAAGAGCAAACCCUUCUGGCGACGAAAGGGAAAGGCAUGACUCCAUAUCAAGUCAAAGAAUUCGUCAAUGGCUCCCAUUUCCUGUGGUUGAUAGACUACCCGUCGUACGAACUAUACACAAACCAGCUUAGAUACGGUGUAUUCAAACCCAUGGAGGCAUCUUCUAGCGAUGAUGAGAGAGCAUGGAAAGGGAGGCAGCUUAGACUCGUCGUCAAUACGCAAAGGAGGGUUAAAGAGGUAAUCGCCAUCUAA